Molecule: messenger RNA, 668 nt
Organism: Plasmopara halstedii
Lineage: Eukaryota; Oomycota; Peronosporomycetes; Peronosporales; Peronosporaceae
Exons: 1
Coding region: 202-585 (127 amino acids)
Source: RefSeq, a predicted model, not a curated record
CUCUAGGUCUUACUCGCUAAAUGCACGUUGAUGAUUGAUCAUCAACAUACUUUCUUCUCGCGCUGUACCGAGUUAUUGGCCGUUGUGAAUCAUGCACGUGAAUUUCUGAUGUUGUACAACAUUACGUAUUAGCUCAAAUGUUGCGGGUUAACAUGAAUCACACGUCCAUCAUGCUGUUACGCACAAAGUCGACUUCAAUAAAUGGCCCAACUACGUGAUUCAACGGAUUUCAUAUUGCUACGACCGUCGGACAAUCUGGUCCUACUUCACCUCAUCUCUUCUAAAUUGUUAAUGUCAUCAUACAGACCUUUGCAAUCUCGGUGGAAAUGGAUUACGCAGCCGCAGAUGCAUCAGCAAAAUAAUGUAUUUAUCCAAGUGUUUCCAGUGGCGAGACUCAGGAGUAACACUCUCUUCAGCCUUUUUGAUCUCCACUUCGAUAACAAUGAACAAAUUCUUGACAACUCACCUCCUUCUCUAACUAUAGUUUACAAUACAGAGUUCAUCGUUAACUGGGGAAACGACGACAGCUUCAAAAGGUGUGAGAGUUACAAUCGUCGCGUUGACUACUCAAAUCGAUCUCGGUAGCUGCUACAGUCAUUAGCUCAAAGCUUGACAGAAAAGAUCAAGGGUGAUGAAAUCUGGUUCAACUUUGGUACGGCAUUUGUGGC